AUGUGGGCCUUCGUUUUAUUAAUCCUCACAGUCUCCGCUAGCACUUCGUCAACCAACCAGCGUCAGCGAGCUCUCAAGGCAGAAGCAGGAAUGUGGAGCUUUGGCUCCGAGUCGUGCAAGUGCAAGUCAACUCCUCGUCCGUGUCUUUUCAUUCAUGGCGAGAAAAACAACAAGCCUGAAAAGGAGCUCCAGACCAAGUCUGGUAUGUUUGGCGACAUGACCAAGCACGCUCCAUGCUGCACAUCUAUUAAGUAUGCGUCUCUUGACACGUACAAUGGUCGAUGGACCGAUGAAAGCUUACAGGAGGAGGUUUGCAAGCACGCUCUAUCUAUCAGCGAGUCUAGCGAGGAAAAGAAAGGUAUAAUUAAAGACACUAUUCUCGUGACCCACUCGAUGGGAGCGUUAAUUGUGGCAGGCGCGGUCGCUAAUGACAAGUGUAGUAUUGAUAAGAGCACGACUUGGGUAAGCAUGAGCGCGCCAAUGAAUGGCACAAUGGCUUCAAACUACGUUCAGGACGUUUGCACAGACGAUGAUACUCAGGCUUUUCGUAAAAUUUUGGGAGUCAUUGGUAAAUGUCCUGUUAGUGCAGGAAUGAAGUCUAUUGCAUAUAAUGGUGGCAAGUACAGUACCGUUGAUCUCAACAGGGCGUACUUGUCUGCUCAAAACGUGUACCGCAAACAUGUGUCAGCUGUAAUGUGCAGCAACGAUGAUAUUGGUGUUGUCUCAAUGGACCAGGCUGAACUUCUGCUUUUUGGCUCCAGUGUUGAACAUGGUACAAAGGAACAUGAUGCUGUGGUGACUUUUGAAAGCUGUCGAGGUGGACUACCAGAAUCUCAGUUUGGCAGCACCUACAAAGACCGAUUUUAUGUGUCGAUGUGUAAUCACGCUGACACUGCAUUUCUCCAUGGAGACAGUCUUUUUCGAGACGCAAUCAAACCAGUGAAUUGGUUUGAGUGUUUACUUUAG
Plasmopara halstedii is the source of this 966-nucleotide messenger RNA. RefSeq names its product RxLR-like protein. NCBI's taxonomy places the organism in Eukaryota, Oomycota, Peronosporomycetes, Peronosporales, Peronosporaceae. The transcript has a single exon. The record is from RefSeq and is a predicted model, not a curated record. The coding region runs from base 1 to 966 and encodes 321 amino acids.